AUGUAUAAAUACUUUUUCACGAUCGCCAUAAAAUUGUUAUUAUGGCAUACAUGUUUAUCUUUGCAUGAAUGUAACAGAACAAUUAAUGGAACUGAGAUGACUUUUACUUGUCCAUCAACAGUCGGUAGUCAAGAACUUAGAUUAUAUGAUUUAACUACGGCUCAAUUGGAUAAUAUUAUGUCAUUGAUAGUAAGCGGUAGUGGAGAUAAUUGGGGUCCUUUUACACGUAUUCCUGCUAAUAUAUGUUUAUUAAGAAAUUUACAAAAAAUUGAUUUUUCAAAUAAUCAGAUUGUAGAAGCAGAUCCAACAGGAUCAUUAACUGAAUGUUUAUCAAAUGUGAUUACACUUGAUCUUACCUCUAAUAAUAUUUCUAUAUUUCCAUCGUUUAUGAUAUAUAAUAUGCCAAAUUUAAAAAAUCUUUUUUUUCAAGCUAAUCUAUUGACUGAAAUACCUAUGAACGCUUUUAUGGAUAUAUCAUCAUUAGAAGUAAUCGAUUUUUCUUAUAAUAAAUUAACAACAUUUGAGCUGUGGGCUUUGGAUGUCAAAACAAAAGCAGAUUUUAGUAAUAAUCGAAUUUCUACUAUAACGAACAAAUAUUUCUAUAGUAAAAUGCUAAAUAGAACUAUAGAACAAGCUGUUUAUCUAAGUAACAAUAGUGCAACAAUAAAUUUUACUGAUGCAGUUUAUGAAAUGUAUAAUCAAUGUGAAGAAAUUUUUCAAUGGUAUUUUAGUAGUAGCCCAAAUUUCAUGCUGCCGUGGUUUACAUGGAAAUUGGCUUAUAUUGACUUUGGCACGACACAAAUUAACUGCAGUUGUGAUCAAGUCUACGUGAUACGUUUACUUAAAGAUACUCUCCCUGCUAGAGAACCAAGUUAUCCGAUACAAAAUGCAAUGUGUUCGAACUAUUCACUGGGCGUCGUUAAUGACACAACUCUCUGGAAUUCUGCCUGUGCCUCAAGUCUCUUUGAAGUUAAUUCAACUGUCGAUUUUUCACAAGUUUAUCCUAAAUUAUGUAAAAUUAUUGCAGAUGAAGGUGGUGAACUAACAAACGUAACAGACAUCGGUUCACCGACAUUAAAUGUGUCGCUUUAUCCAUAUUAUACAACAGCAUUAAUGAAUCCAGGAGCAUGUUACUUCUCCUUUUCAAACAACACUUCAAUGAUGAUUAGAUGUACAAAUGACACAUCAAAUUCAUUAUCAAGAAUUCCUACCGAUUUAUUUUCAAGUUCUUACAUGUCUAGUAUAACCCGUAUUACAUUUCCUUCACCUAUUUCAUCGCUUCCUUCAUAUAUUUGUUCAUUACCAUCUCGUGAAAUUGAUUUGAGUUUUCAAGUAUUUACAACACUUAAUGAUGCAACAUUUCCAUGUCUUGAUUCAUUUCGUAUAAUAAAUUUAUCGUUUAAUCAAUUAACCUCCGUAACUAUGACAAAUGGUAAUUUGAAAAAUUUAACUUCACUUGAUCUUUCAUCAAAUAAGCUUACAUCAUUACCGUAUUCUAUUCUUAAUCCGACACCAACAUCAUUACGUUAUCUAGAUUUACGAAAUAAUUCUAUAAAUUAUAUUGAUCUUUUUAUUUUUACAUUAAAAAAUAUUACAAUUAAUCUUAGCAAUAAUCCUAUUAAUAGUUCAAAUAUUAUCAAUCCUCAAAAUAUAACAUUAACAAAUAAUGAUACUUCAACAGUGAAUAUCACUCUUCCUGUAACUGUAACAAAUAGUACAAUUACUAUUACAGACUUCAUAGCAUUAAAAUAUGGCUUAUGUAAUAGCUUUCAAUCAUUACGAAACUAUCUUCUUACUCUCCAAUCACAAGUUAGCCGUCUUUUACUGGAAUGCACGUGUUCAUCAAUAAAUUUAAAACAAAUAUAUCAACAAAAUGGAUAUCGUGUUACAAAUGAUUUUCCAUGUUCAAAUACAAGUGCAGUAGCAAGUUUUGAUGCAUUAAAUAUGACUUAUUGUCCAAAUGCUACCAAUUUUCAAUCAGGAUUGUGCGCCAAUAACAGUUCUGAGCCACUUUCAACUACAAUUGCUCCAUCUCUUCAAUCAAAUAAUGGUGAUUCUAAUUCGAGUAGUACCGCAUUAAUUGUUGGUCUUUGUGUUGGAUUAGGCGGUUUUCUUUUAGUAGUUAUUGGUAUUCUAGCUGUAAUUUACAUUGUAAAAGCUAAAGGUGCAGCAUUAAACGUGAAGCAACCUAUUAGUCGAGCUACUGUAGUUGGUCCAGCACCUGGAGAUUCUCUCGUAUCUCAUGUACAACCAAGAAACUUACGAUCAGUAAAAUUAACACCAAUCACUAAAAAAUCAGCUCCUUUACCCGCAACACCUGUUGCAUCUGUUAUACCUACCGCAAAUUCUAAAACAGUAUCUCACACAAAUACUAAUUUACGCUCACCAUCAAAAGGAAUUUCACUUCGACUUGAUUCGAUCAGGUCACCAAGUAAUGUCGAUCUACAAUAUCCACCGAAUUCGAAUGCUUUAAAUAAUACUUCAAGUUUUCGCCCUAUAGAUAAAUUAUCGUCAAAUGAACUUCCAAUUCCUGAACAAGAUUAUCAAGCACCUAAACUACAAAAACCACGAACAAAUCAAAUACUUAAUACUGGAGGUGAUACACGUUAUUAA
This is a messenger RNA of Rotaria sp. Silwood2, 2613 nucleotides long. Lineage: Eukaryota; Metazoa; Rotifera; Eurotatoria; Philodinida; Philodinidae. The record is from the annotation of a GenBank genome assembly.